UUUGAUAAUAGAAGAAACAACAAAUCAGACAGAAUGCUUUUUCUUGCUAUCUUCGCUGUAAUUGCAGCCUCUGCUAUAGCUGACCCUGAGACUCAGAGCUAUUCCUACUCCCCUCCUGCGGGGUCAGGGAGUGGCUCUCCGUUCAGUAUAAUUGGGGAGGGAAGAAUCACAGCUGUACGAGUGUGGGAGUCGUCCAACAUACGAGGCAUCCAGUUCCGCUACGGCUUCACCUGGUCUUCCGUUGUGGGUCACAGGUCCGGCCAGCUACAGGAGAUGGAGUUGUCUGACAAUGAAGCCAUCAUUCAGAUUUCUGGGAAGGCCAGUCACUACGUGCAGUCAGUGGUGAUCGUAACUAGCAAGGGCCGCCAUCUUGAAGCAGGCCAGCCCUCAGGCACUUCCUUCAACAUGUAUCCCAGCCACAAGGGUGCCGAGCUGAUCUUCAUCAGUGGCACUAACCAUGGAGCAAUGACCUCCAUCGCAGCACACUGGGGUCGAGUUGAUACAUCUGCUACUGACACUGAGCACUGAGAAGUAGAGCUUGCCUGAGGCGAUUCUAUUUAACCAACAACUUGUUCAAACCUAUGUGGGAAAAUUAUGGUUUAUUUCCGAAUGUAAUUCAUCUGUUCUGCGGUGCAACAUUUUAACAUUUCAAAUCUGCACAUUUGCACUUUUGCUUGUGACUGUAUGGGUUGAGGCUUGAUGAAAUGUAACUUUGAUUUAAAUGCUAUGCCGAUUUAUUUUCGGCAUAGCAUUUGUUCACAUCAUGCUCUUGUCAUUGUUGGAAAAAUGUAUUAGUUAAUAAUAAAAAAAGAUCUCUCUACUUGAAAGCU
Notothenia coriiceps (black rockcod) is the source of this 830-nucleotide messenger RNA. Its product is annotated as zymogen granule membrane protein 16-like. The record is from RefSeq and is a predicted model, not a curated record. The coding region runs from base 34 to 528 and encodes 164 amino acids. NCBI's taxonomy places the organism in Eukaryota, Metazoa, Chordata, Actinopteri, Perciformes, Nototheniidae. The transcript has 4 exons.